AUGGUCAGCGCCAUUCCUCGUCGCCAUGAUACUCGCACGCCCGAGAAGCCGCGCAAACUGUCGAAUCCGCGACUCAAAGGAGACAAACUCAUCGUCCGUCUAAAACUGCGCCCAUCAAUCCUCGCUCAAUUCCCCACGAAACCAAAACCCUUAGAAAAAAAGCCCACGACAAAACCGCUCAUCAAAGAGCACAACGCGCAUCAGCUUCAAUUUCUUGAUCAGCUCAUCAGCGAACAAAGUACAGAGCUGAACCGGUUAAAUCAAGAGCGCUCUAUCACGAUGCAGAAUAUCGAAAACUAUGAGCGUGUGUGCAGCAUGCAUCUCGACACGCUGCACCGGAGUCUGGCGGAUGCGUGCGAUCUAGGGAUGACGAGCUGUGAAUUAAAGGAUGGCGAUGGGGAUUCGACGAGGCUAUUGAAAGACGACAUUCAGCAGAUGAGGCAGGGCGUGCAGAACUGGAGCAGAAUCUUGAUGGAGGCCAAGCAGGACCUCGCGAGCAAGAAGCAUCAGAUAACCAUGAUAGCCACGAGUCUCAAGACUUUGGAGGAGGAGCGACAGCAGUUGAGUCAGUGGAUGUGA
Messenger RNA from Fusarium pseudograminearum CS3096, 579 nucleotides. RefSeq lists its product as uncharacterized. The transcript has a single exon. Lineage: Eukaryota; Fungi; Ascomycota; Sordariomycetes; Hypocreales; Nectriaceae. The coding region runs from base 1 to 579 and encodes 192 amino acids. The record is from RefSeq and is a predicted model, not a curated record.